Messenger RNA from Doryrhamphus excisus (bluestripe pipefish), 5903 nucleotides. RefSeq names its product phospholipid phosphatase-related protein type 5. Gene Ontology annotation, biological process: phospholipid metabolic process; phospholipid dephosphorylation; signal transduction. Gene Ontology annotation, cellular component: plasma membrane. NCBI's taxonomy places the organism in Eukaryota, Metazoa, Chordata, Actinopteri, Syngnathiformes, Syngnathidae. Gene Ontology annotation, molecular function: phosphatidate phosphatase activity. The record is from RefSeq and is a predicted model, not a curated record.
CCUCCCCCGCAGCAGCGAUCAGCACUCCGGCUGAGCCGUGAUGAAGCAAGCACGGAGGAUGAGGAUGCUGGCCGGACCACAAUGAUUCCCCAUGAGAAGCGUGUCAUCGCGUGCUGGCAUCAUGCUGUACUUCCAGUUGGUGGUGAUGGCCGGGACCGUCAUGCUGGCCUACUACUUUGAGUACACCGACACCUUCAGUGUGCACGUGCAGGGGUUCUUUUGCUACGACACCACCUACACCAAACCCUACCUUGGACCCGAGGACCACAGCGCCGUCCCGCCCAUCCUGCUCUACUCGGUGGUGGCCGGCUUGCCAACGCUGCUGAUCACGCUAACAGAGACGGUGCUGUUCCUGGUCCAGUACACGUCUCAGGAGUUUGACCGCUUAGAGAAGACGGUGGCCACAGGAGACUGCUGCUACCUCAAUCCGCUGGUGCGCAGGACCUUUCGUUUCCUGGGAGUCUACACCUUUGGCCUCUUCACCGUGGACAUCUUCGUCAACGCCGGCCAGGUCGUGACUGGAAACCUGGCACCUUAUUUCCUGACCAUCUGCAAACCCAACUACACGGCGCUGGGGUGCUACCAGGCCCUGCGCUACAUCAGCCACCGGGAGGCCUGCACAGGAAACCAGGAAGACAUCCUGCACGCCCGAAAAACCUUCCCGUCCAAGGAAGCCGCUCUCAGCAUCUACGCCGCACUCUACAUGGCCAUGUACGUGACGUGCACGGUUCACGCUAAAGGAACUCGCCUCGCCAAGCCCGUGUUGUCCAUGGCGCUGGUGUGUCUGGCCUUCGUCACGGGACUCAAUCGCAUCGCUGAAUACCGCAACCACUGGUCAGAUGUGAUCGCGGGCUUCAUCAUCGGCACUGCCAUCGCCACCUUCCUGGUGGUGUGCGUGGUGCACAAGUUCAAAGGCAAGUUAUUACUGAAUGAAGACACGGCAGCGGAAUGGCACGCCACCACAGCGAUGCUGGCCAUGGACAGUCCUCUGGAGAAGUACGUCACUGCACAGAACCACAUCACCUUUGCGGAGGUCACAUGACGUGGCGUCAGCUGUGUGGCAGACCCUUUGGACCCCUCCCGGCAGACAAUCCAACCCGCCCAAGUGUCUCCUGUCCGUGCGUGCGUUGUUCCAUCCCCCUCUUCAUCCUUUCUGUGAAGGACACCAAUCUCUGCACUCAUCAUUCCCAUCAUUCCCAUCAUUCCCAUCAUUCCCACACUCCCAGACCAAGACGGAUGCAAGAAGCUUGUUUUUCCAGACCUUGACUCAUUGAGGUACUGAAUUGUUCUUCCUGAUCCAUCACACGCUUCCGAGGCAACAUCCCCAUCAUCAUGUCAACAUUGCCAAUAAAUAGCACCAUUAGGCUUCCAAGUACAUCUACAGGACCAACGCGGCAGAAGGAGGGUUCCUACUUCAGGGAUGUUCAUUUUUCUAUUUCCUCUUGAGGUGUCAAAACGGCAUGAAGAGUGUGAAACCCGGUUCUCCUGUCAGACCUGAGUUGAGCAUAUUGUCUGACUGCUGUGUUGAUCAGAAUGUCACACUAGAAGCUGGACCUUUCUUCAUGUAUCAAACAGUAUUCUUCUCUCCCUCCGUAUGAUUCCUGAAACAUCACCAAACGUCACCAAACUCCUUCUACCCCAAAUAGCGGUACGUAUUGUUAUUAAUAAUACCGCCAUCGCUAUGCCCAUGCUAAUAUUCCAAUGGGCAAAUGUCCAAAACGCUCCAAAACCAGCAUUUGUUGUGAAGAAAUUUACACCGCAAACUUCACCUCCUGUAGCUCGAAGCUAACGUUAGCCACGGCAAGUAUUAUUCUUCUAAGACUAGACCUCACUGGACCUCACUCCUUACCUUUACGUUUCCUCUUGAUGGAUGGAUGAGCUCAUUGUUUGGUGUUGCAAUGAAAAGAUUCCUACCACAAACAACAGCCUAUAAAGUCAACUUUGCUCGUGACAUUUUCAGGUUGAAUUUCUGAUCAAGCUUUCUAUUGGCUGUAAACCUGGCAACGAUAGCCAAUCAUAGCUCAGCCCGACGGAAGACAUUCCUACACAUGCGCACGAGGAUCCUUGGAUCAUCACUAGUCAACGUUCAUGCGUUUGUGACAAGAUGUUGAUUUCCUGGCAUCCUCACCCGUGGGUAGUUCUCCGUGUUAUUGUCUCAGCGUGUCCAACAAGGCUAAUGUUCUACAUGCUUUUAUUAGCAACAGCCUUGCACGGGGAUCUUCUCAUCAUUUCUCCACGCCACAAAAGUAGAAAAGGGAUAUUUUGUUGAAACUAUUUUUCAUUUAAUGGACAUCAAAUCCAUAACAAUAAUCCACAAACACCCCCAGAACGACCAGUCCAGGGUGUACCCCGCCUCUCGGCCAAGACAGCUGGGAUAGGCUCCAGCAUGCCAGCGUCCCUCAUCAGGAUAAGCGAUACAGAAGAUGGAUGGAUGGAACCCCCCCCCAGAAGCAUGGGAGCAGUGAGGCCCAUUCCUUUAGAGUUCCUUGAUUGGCACCAGGCCAGGAGCACAGCUGAGAAGAUAGCACCUGUUGAUUGAAGCUAGCCGUUCUUCACGGAACUUUGGUAUCGGCUGUGUUGACGUGGCUUCUUACUGUUUGAUCGGAGGCCAAGUGGUUGGUGCACAGGCCUCACAGCGAGGAGACCCGAGUUCAAUGUGGGUGGGAACGGUUGUCUAUAUGUGCCCUGGGAUUGGCUGGCCACCAGUCCAGGGUGGAUCCCGCCUCUGGGAUAGGCUCCAGCACCCCCGCGACCCUCGUGAGGAUAAGCGGUAGAAAAGGAAUGAAUGAUUCUGCAUAUCUAGAUCCAUCCUAUGUGCGUGAGAAGUUCAAUGAGGUAUCAUUUAGGUAGAAGAUCCCACCAACCUGACCCCCUCCUGCACUGAAAAAUGCCCCCCAGCCUCACCCCAGCCCUGCUUAAAGGCAAUAAGAGUGAUUUUAAUGGUUAGCUCUUGUAGGCAAACUAUCAGAUGGAUAUUAUGUUUUGUAAAAAAAGAUCUAUAUAUUUAAUAGCAGGGCUGUCUGGAUAAUAAUGUCAAAAGAGAAGAAAAUGGAAAUGACUUUGAAAGUAAAAAAGGAAGGGUUGACUCCACUUGUCUUUAGAAGGAAAGAAAGAGCGAGCUGUCAAACGCUUUGGUAUUGCUCCCUUUCUUUGGCGUUUUAGUAUUAGUACUAUCUACUAUUAGUACUAUCAAAUACCAUCCUCACGUGUCAUUUCAGAAUCCUUGUGUUGGCUUUUAUUGUGGUGAGAAUGUCCAGUCCAAGUAGAAGCUUCCUUUGUCGCAAAGAGUCAACAUGUGUUCCAGACAAAAUCUACCGUCUUGUACAUACACAUUUCCUCAUCACUUUCACUUUCACUUUGACCUUCAAUGGCUGUGGAUCGUUAGUCGUUCAUAUUUCUCUGCUUUCAGACAUCGUGUACUUUUAUCACGUCCGUGUAGGCUGUGAUGCUUGCUGAGCAUCGAUGAUGUCAUCGUAGCGUACAUACAGUAGUGUUGUCACUGCACUGUCCCAAGGUGGAUCCCUGAACUCACCGUGUGUUAUCUUUGAUGUGCUAACACGUGUACACCGUACAGCCUAGCAGACCACAGGUAGUACAUCUUCAUGCCUCAAUGGAAUAGAUGACCAUGUGCUAACACAGCUAGCAUGUACAAGAAGCAGACCACGGGUAGUACAUCUUUAUGCUGUUUUCUGACGAGUCCAUCCAAUACGUACCAGAGACGCACAGAGCAUCACACUUUUUGUCAAUCAUGAAGAAUUUACAUGUUUGGUGGUCCUUGAACGCACCAUGGUUGUGUGCUGAGAUGCAAACGUCAAACUAGAAGUAGGUUUCUGACAUUUAUCAUGGAUGAGCUAUACAUUGGACACGUGUAGACGUCGUGUGUGAGGCAUACGUGGGGAUGAAAUGGGGAUGAAAUGGGGAUGAAAUGUGGAUGGUGUUAUGAGUGAACAAUGGCAAUUGAAGAGAGGAGAGGCUUCUGCAGCGAACCUAAUCAUUACCACACUGACUUUUAUUGCAAAUGUCAAUCUACAAUUGGAAAAACCUCAACGUGUGAGACGGAGUGAGACGUGUUUCCAUGGCCGUGCCAAUGACUCCAUGACGUGUAUUUACGUUCUUUCUCCUGCCAUUCCACACAAAUAUGGAACCAAUAAAAGCAAAGGUUUGAAGUAAUCCUGAUGUCUCUGAUUUGCAGCUACAGCUUUUCCAGUUGCCAGGCGGAUGUAGUCACCGUAUGCCAACGUGGUCUGGGCUUAAUCAUCUCUCUCAUCAAUCACCUCUCUCCUUUGGGACAGCAGGAAGGAUUCCCACACGGCCAGGCACUGCAAGCAAACGUCCCUUGUCAUCAUUCAAUACCUCACGUGGUUGCUAUGUGGGCCUGCAACCCUGGGCUCGCUUCAACUCAUCCACUCCAGUCAGUCUACUCUACUGUCCACUCUACUGGAUGGAGUCUACCACAGAAUGGAGGGUAGAGGUUUGGGAGUACUGGGAGAACUGGGAGUACUGGGAGUACUGGAGGCAGGGAGCCAGGGCGUCUAAGCGUCAUGCUUGAGUUUGUUACCUUUUCAAAGCAUUCCACAUUCUUCUCAGCUGUUGAGACGAAGGCUGACCUGAUGUCACCUCUGGCACUCUUCUGCCAGUAGGUCCAGUCGCUCUUCAAAGCGUUGUUGGCCAAUUCCAUCCGAUCCGCCAAACCCUCCACUUCUUCCUGCAGCUCACCCUAAGAACACAGCAACAAAAACGUCAUACAAACAUGCCCUGAAAUGUUGGCCAAUCAAGCUAACAUGUUUUUGGGAUGGGGGGGGUAGUGGAGCACCCGGAGAAAAGCCACGCGUGCACGGGGAGAACAUGCAAACUCCACACAGAGAUGGCCGAGCGGAGAUUCCAACCCAGGUCUUCCCAUCUCCUGACUGUGGGGCCAACAUGCUAACCAUUCCAGGCACCCAAAAAUCCAUGGAUUGGAUGCAGGAUGGUGAUCCCGGCGUCCCGUACCGUACACCUUGGUGAGAUGGACUUGCGUGGAUUUUGAAAAGUCAUGUUUUGAAGAAUAAUAUCAACAUAAGGCAUUUAGAGGACCCAUUAAAAGAUGUAGUAUUGCACAAAGGCCACUAGGUGUCACAAAUGUUACUGUACUGUUGGGGGAGAAACACAAGCACCAGACUGGAUCCCCACUGUGCAGAGUUUCCAUGUGGCUGCUAGUGCAGCUUCCUCCCGCAGGAUCUUUUUCCUCACCAUCACCACUCCAGGCUUGCCAUCCCUGCCUACGUGUACGGUACACGCGUACAGUACACGCGUACAGUACACGCAUACCGUACUUGUGUACUGUACACGCGUACAGUGUGAGUGUUCAUUAGCCUGAUGAUAACGGAGGACACACAAGGGCAUAUCUUGUCCACGUGUGUCACGAGGACAAGGAAGAAGGAGGCAAGGAGGUGUGAACAUGAACUGAUGUGCGGAUGAAGCAGAACUUACAGCUUCUUGCUCAGCCUUUUUGGAUGCCAGGGUCUCAAAGUCCGCCUGGAUGUUGUCUCUGCGUCGCAUCACAGUCUGAAACAGACAAGCACUGUCCAGCCACUAAAUACCAAUGGCACAAAGGUCAUACAAUCUGGGCUUUGAGCAGCGUCGCUUUGCUUGCGAUGCCCCUGCAGGAGCGUCGCAGAAAUGCAGUCAUGGCAUACCGUAACUGUUCCGGGCCUUACCUUCAGUACUUCACCACACAGCACAUACUCGUGAAGGGCGGGUACCAGGACCUCAGACAGAUGAUGGAUCUGCUUCUCUGUUUCUUUGCGACAUUGCUCCACACAGUUGGCAACAUCUUUCAGGGGCUCCGCCAGGUCCUCCUCCAUGUCCGCCCACUGGGCGUAGGCGGGGCCGCACUGCUUGAGCUCAUCCAAAUACUCUAUUGA